AAACAUCCCACAGAACCCGGCAACACGUUUUCAGUCUGUGCAGAGCUGUUUGCAGUGCAGUUCUUGUGUUUGUAGAAUUGAAUCGCAUAAUUGCAUUGCAAUGGAGAACAAACAGGAUAAGACUACGAUUUUUUUUAUCUUUCGAUUGAAGAAAAGGAAAAAUUAUUUGAUUCAUUCGACACUGUCCAGACGGACUGUGAUGGCGUAGUAUGGACACUUCAUGGAGGCAUUAUCGAAGUGCAGUUUGCCCUCCGUGCAUUGAGAAAUAGUGGCAAAAGGGUAUCAUAUGUUUGAAACAACAGCGUCCGCACGAUGAAAGACUAUCGUGCCAAGCUGGAGGGAUUAGCGGACCACGCGGUGACAGAUGACGACAUCACUUACCCGGCAAAAACUAUCGUUUGGUACUUGCGCGAGAUAAAGUUUGAUGCGCUUUGCUACAAUAUUGGUAGCGCCAAUUUCAAGGACUGUCUACGCCAAGCCGGCUUCCAAAUACUGGAUGGUCCGAAUGAACAGAUAACCGAAUCGGCAAAGGAUGUCAUUGCUGUUAUUAACGAUGGACAACCAGUUAAAGCGGUUAUAAUGGACUUCGAUUACAAUGUGAACAAUAUUAAGCUGCUGCGUGCGCAGAUGUAUUUGCAAAAGGUGUUCUGUUCAUCGCUGGGGUUACGGAUGAAUUGUUAUCAGUAG
Anopheles coluzzii is the source of this 687-nucleotide messenger RNA. RefSeq lists its product as uncharacterized. The record is from RefSeq and is a predicted model, not a curated record. Bases 313 to 687 code for a protein of 124 amino acids. NCBI's taxonomy places the organism in Eukaryota, Metazoa, Arthropoda, Insecta, Diptera, Culicidae. The transcript has 3 exons.